Molecule: messenger RNA, 1265 nt
Organism: Rattus rattus (black rat)
Lineage: Eukaryota; Metazoa; Chordata; Mammalia; Rodentia; Muridae
Product: phospholipid phosphatase 2-like
Exons: 1
Coding region: 311-787 (158 amino acids)
Biological process (GO): signal transduction; phospholipid metabolic process; phospholipid dephosphorylation
Molecular function (GO): phosphatidate phosphatase activity
Source: RefSeq, a predicted model, not a curated record
CCUCUCUGCCUUUCAUCAUUCUGACUCUGGUGAAUGCACCAUAUAAGAGAGGGUUCUACUGUGGAGACGACUCCAUCCGCUACCCAUACCGUCCAGACACAAUCACCCAUGGACUCAUGGCUGGGGUCAUCAUCACAGCUACAUACAGCUUUGUCGUCCUUGUCUCAUCGGGGGAGGCCCACCUGGUGUCCACAGACCGUCUCUAUUCGCGCUCUGACUUCAACAACUAUGUGGCUGCCAUCUACAAGGUUCUGGGAACCUUUCUGUUGGGGCCGCUGUGAGCCAGUCUCUGACUGACCUGGCCAAGUACAUGAUUGGCCGUCUUCGACCCAGUUUCUUGGCUGUGUGUGACCCUGACUGGAGCCGGGUCAAGUGCUCUGGCUACGUGCAGCUGGAGGUGCGCAGGGGCAGCCCUGCUAAUGUCACCGAGGCCAGGCUGUCCUUCUACUCUGGCCACUCCUCCUUUGGCAUGUACUGCAUGUUGUUCCUGGCGCUCUACGUGCAGGCCCGGCUCUGCUGGAAGUGGGCACGGCUGCUAAGGCCCACCGUUCAGUUCCUCUUGGUGGCCUUUGCCAUCUAUGUGGGCUAUUCCCGAGUGUCUGACAACAAGCACCACUGGAGUGAUGUCCUUGUUGGCCUCCUGCAGGGAGCCUUGGUGGCUUGCCUUACGGUCUGCUACGUUUCAGAUUUCUUCAAAUCUCGGCCACCCCAGUCUUGCCAGGAGAAUGAAGAGUUGGAGCGUAAGCCCAGUCUGUCACGGACGUUGACCCUCGGUGACCGACCCUAGCUGCUAUGCUCUGGAAGCUGGGAAGCCACCUGUGGGCCAGUCAUGUGUCGGCCCCUUGUCCCUGAUCAGGCACUGCUGGCUUUGGAGCUGCCCUAGGGUCCUGGCUGGUGACUGUGGACCAGGGUCUUGGUGCCUGUCUGGCUCUGAGUGUGGGCAGGGCCCGUCCUCAUUGUUCCUUGACUCCAUGGCCUCCAAAGAUGUUGUCCUGCUCUGAGGGUGCCGUGUCCCAUCACCAAUGGGUUUUCGAGGAAUGCCAUCCCAGCAUGGCCCCAGGAAUGGUUGGUCGGAGACUGUUCAUGAAGUCAGCACCCUCCUUGAUGGCCCUCAGGGAGUGAAUACCUUGUUUGCCUGGGUGGGGCGGUUGGCCUUGGCCUUGGCCUUGGGCAGGGAUCACAAGUGUGAAGAUGGCUGCCAACCCUUGGGCUGCCUAGGAGUCUGGGUUGCCUGGAAGGUCACGUGUAGCUUUUGGUCUGAAUCC